AUGUUAUAUGCGGAUGAUUCAAUCUUCGUGGGUGAAUGGGAGGAAAGCAACGUAAAAUGCCUCAAUAGAAUCCUUCGAAUUUUCUACCUUUUAUCUGGCUUAAAAGUGAACCAACGCAAAAGUCAGCUUUACGGUGUGGGAAUACAGGAGGAGGAAGUAGAAGGUAUGGCAUCGGUAUUUAAUUGUAAGCCUGGAAAGUUUCCGUUUAUAUAUCUAGGGUUGAAGGUGGGUGCAAACAUGAACAAAAUAGCGAAUUGGAAAGAAGUUAUUGAAAUGUUUAAUAAAAGACUCUCAAACUGGAAGGCAAAGAACCUGUCAUUCACUGGUAGGGUCGUACUAGUGAAAUCAGUGCUCGACAACUUACCCAAUUAUUAUUUAUCUUUAUACAAGUGCCCUAUUGGAGUACUGAAGAUACUGGAAGGAAUUCAGAGGAAGUUCUUAUGGGGCGGAAACAAUAAAAAUAACAAGAUAAGAUGGGUGAAAUGGGAAAAGAUUGUAGCAUUAAAGGAUUUUGUAGGACUCGGCAUAGGAAACAUUAGAGACAUGAACUUGGCCCUGUUGGCCAAAUGGUGGUGGAGACUGAAAACGGAGCCAGAAAACUUAUGGGUAAAUGUGAUAAAGUUGAUUCAUACCAGUCAAAGGAAGAUGGAGCAGAUACCCAUAAAGAAAUCCAUGCCUGGAGUAUGGAAAAAUAUUGGUGAAAUAGGAAAGGAGUUCUCAAAAAACAAUAUCGACAUCGUCGUAAGUUUAAGAAGCAAGGUGGGGAUGGGAAAUAAUACAAUGUUUUUGGUUGAUACAUGGCCAGCUUACAACCAGAAAAAAGGCAUUGGUAAGAGAGUGUUAUCAGGUUAUCAAUGGUGGGAUAAUCUGGGAUUGGGCGUGGGAAAGGAUUCCAAGUACGGGAAUCGAACUAAGGGAGUUACAGAGUCUAAAUAUUCUUUUGCAACAACAGCUUAUGACUUUGAGUGGAAUCGAUGGACUACCAACAAAAGCUUAAUGUUCGUUUGGAGGGCAAUGGAGGAGAAAAUCCCUACGGUGACAGCUCUAAGAAGCAGAGGGAUGAACAUUAGAUGUAACGUGCAGGUUAUGCGGGGCUGCAGACGAAACAGCAGCCCACAUCCUAAUUCAGUGUAA
Molecule: messenger RNA, 1134 nt
Organism: Helianthus annuus (common sunflower)
Lineage: Eukaryota; Viridiplantae; Streptophyta; Magnoliopsida; Asterales; Asteraceae
Exons: 3
Coding region: 1-1134 (377 amino acids)
Source: RefSeq, a predicted model, not a curated record